AUGACCAAUGUACGUACACUACGAGAUAUCAAUAAAGGCUAUCGACUUGGUGGUAUGCGUGAGCAAGAGCUAGAAAAAAAGUUAUAUACCGCUCUCGAAUCUAAGACCGAAGUUAAUGACCUUAGCGAGAAAUUACAAGAUAAAUAUUCUAAGCAAGUGAAAGAUUUUGAUCAGGAGAGAAAGGGGUGGAAUCGAGAAAGAAAGCAAUGGGAAAGCGCAUUUAGUAAUGUUACUAGUGAUAAACAGAAGUUACAUACCCACACUUUAGAACUUAUUGGUGAGACUAAGCGGUUGAAAAUUGAAAAUAAUAAUCUCACCUCCGAGAAUAUUCGUAAAGAUCUUUCUCUUGCUGAAUCUAAGGCUGAGAAUAUUACAAAAUCCAAGAAAAUCAAAUCACUCGAGUCUAUGAUCAAGAUAUUGGAAGGUAAGUUGUCUUCGGCCCAGAAAGAUGUGAUUUCGAUUCAAAAUGACUUAUCGAAAAACGAAUCUGAGAAUUUAUCUCUCAAAUCUAAAAUAGCUGGAUUAGAAAAUAUAAAGAGCGAAUUAAAAUCGAAGGUCAAUGAGCUUGAGUGUCUGAAAUCGGAGGCUAUAUCGAAACCCAUAGUUGGUGGGAAUGACGAGGGGCAAAGCCUCAUUGUUCCCACAAUAAAAAAUAUUACUAAGUCUGAUAAUAUAUCUUUGGGUAGUACUGAUCUCAGUAAAUAUUUUAUAUGUGGAAAAAAUAUGGAUCCAAUAGAAAAAAUCGAUGGUAACGAGGUUAACCCCAAGGUAAAGGAUGGAACUAGCAUUAGUGAAAUUAACAAGGAUGAUGUACUAGAUAUAUCGAUAAAACCCAAUGCAUCAGAGGCUAUGCCUCAAAAUGUGACUCCGCACCUUAUACAACCGGAUAAUAAUAGCGGAGCUAGUGCUAAAGCACAUAUGUCCUCUUUGAUUGAAUCGAAUUCUCAGAUGAGACCUGGUCCCGAGGCUUUGCCUCUUCCGAUAAGAGGAAUAGGAGCGAUCCCUGUUAUGACAAGCACUUAUGUGGUUCGUGGUAUUGAGACGCACAUGGAGGUUAGGGAGGAAAAGCAAGCAGUUGCAGAAUAUAUGGGUUGG
Molecule: messenger RNA, 1095 nt
Organism: Paraglomus brasilianum
Lineage: Eukaryota; Fungi; Glomeromycota; Glomeromycetes; Paraglomerales; Paraglomeraceae
Source: the annotation of a GenBank genome assembly